AAAAGCUAAAGGCUGCCUGCUUUUAAUUGGAUCGCUGCGCGUUGCGUAAAUGAGGAUAAGACGAUGUUAUUAUAGCAGCGCUAAUCCUUAAAUGGGAUACGACGGCCCUUAAUCAAUGUUUACGUCUCUUCGCUUGUGGUUUCGACGUGCACCGAUCCCGAUUGACUGGACAGGUGGGUGUGACGCAACCGCCCCUCAGCAGGCUACCUGUGCACCAGCUAGGAAGUGGACAUGAGCACCCUAUCCGCCAACAGGAAGCCCCUCGUUGACUACGGGGUUCAGAUCCGCUUCAUCAAGGACCUCCACAACACAGGUGGGGCAGCACCAGACAAGCCCAGAGGAAGUAAUGCCACCUCACCCCAUCCCGCUAGCAAAUACGGGGUGGCAGUGCGUGUUCAGGGGAUCUCCGGGCAGCCGUACGUGGUGCUGAAUGACGGUGCCAAGGGCGACUCGUAUGGCGUUCAGCUUAACACACCGGCUACCAGCCCCGCGCCACCCUCAUCACCAUAUAAGAGUGCUCCCAAAACCAACGGCACAGCGGAGUUCACCAACCCUCACAGCGUUGGUGUGAGUAACGCACACUCCCCUGAGGACGAGGACGGGGAAAUCUACCAGAGCCCCCUGAGAAGACCUCCAGGGGACGGUCAGGCGGGGAGUCACGGUGAGGAGGAGGCGAGGACUGCGGAACCCCAAGUCAAAGCAGCUGCAAGUGAAGUACAGAAAGACCAAGAUUGUACUAGUCAGGAAGAGUACAAUGAAGCCGGGUUGAAACCAGUCAAGGUGAACAGUGCCGGACCCAGGGGCUUCAAACAAAACAGUUUCACAGGGACCCCUUCAAAAUAUGCCAACAAGCAGGUUCCAGAAUCUCCUACGGAGUCCUCUGUGUUGACAGACGAGAAACCGAUCGACACCAACUCCCUCGCUCCGAUCAACAAGCUCAUCAGUAAAUUCAACAAUAGGACCCCAGGUGGCUCCCCACAGACCAGGGGCCGAAGCGGCGCGAGACAACAGCUCAGGUUUGAAGAACGCAGGCGCUCCAAAAGCUUGGACGCGCGGAAGGAGACGUCCAGCCCCUCGUUGCCUGCGCCGACCUUCAAUCCCUACGCUUCCCCUCUGUCCACCGACUUGUCAAAUCGCGUACCGCAGACGAGCUUUGCAUCACAGGCGAAGAAUGCCGCCAAGGAGACCUCUCCAGUCAUGGCCAAAAAGCCUGCGGUACCGCCGAGGAUGCUAAAAGUCAAUGGUGGUGGGGAGAAGGCUCAAGCCAAGCAAGCUAUUUACAAUGUUCCCAAAGAAGGCACCAGUGAGAAUGAAGCAUCCCACGAAAGUAAAACCAACCUUGUAUAUGAGACCACCAGCAGUUUAAAGAGGGAUGGAAACCAGAAGAAAUUUAACCUCGUGGAGCUCGAGGAGGAACUCUCUUAUUGCAAGAAGCAACUGCAGCGAGCCCAUGAAGAGUUGGCCGAGGAGCGCAUCAGUCGAGAGAUGGCCGAGUCUCGCCUGCGUCUACAAGAAGAUCACCUGGCCGAGCUCCAGGAGGAGCUCAGGGGGGUCUCAGAAACGGCGCCCCACCCCGACUGGCUGAGGACGGACAUGGCCAGCCUACAGGCGGAGCUGGCCGAGACGUCGGCGCGGCGUCAGCGGCAGGACGAAAUUCUGCGGCAGCGGGAUCGCGAGCUGACGGCCCUGAAGGGGGCGCUCAAGGAGGAGGUGGAGUGUCACGACCGCGAGAUGGAGACGCUCAGAGAACAGUACGCACUCGACAUGAUCAACCUCAGGAAGACCAUGGAGCAGCUGACACAGUCGCAGGAGCAGAUCGAGGAGGAGCGCGAGCGCGUCAACGCGUCGCUGGUGAGCCUGGAGGAGGAGCUGGACAGCUGCAGGGAUCAGGGAGACCACUGGAAGUCGCAGCUCGACGGCACCUCGCAAGAGCUGCAACAAGCGCAACAAAACAGGACGGGGGGACACUCCAGCAGUCACAUGCUUCUGAAGUGUCUUUCGGAAAAGGAGGAGUUUGAGAGCAAGCUGAAGGAAGUCCAGGACUCGCUACUCGCCGUGCAGAAGCACCACUCGCCCUCUUCGGCGGAGGAGCUUCAGCGUUGCCAUGACAAUCUGCGCCAGGCCCGUCUGGCGGCAGACGAGCAGAAGGACGCCCUGCGCGACAAGAGUGAGGCCCUCGAAGCCCUGAGGAGAGAGAGCGACGAGCGCGAGGCCAAGCUCCUGGCGCAGAUCGCCGACAUCAAGGCGCAGAAGGCUCAGCUGGAAAAGGCCCUGCAGAAAGCUAGAGAGGCAUCUUCUUCUGGGGUGGAUCACAGCACCAACAUGGAGUUCCAGGAAACAAACACUCGCCUCAGAGAGAGGAUCGCCCGCAUGAGGCUGCAGUCCAGCGCAGCCAGAAGCCCCGAGUCCGAGGAGGCGAUGGAGGCCCUGGAGGACGAGAACCGCUCCCUCAAAUCCCAGCUGGAGGAGGCCAAGCGAGGGGCGUCGCGUCUGGCCAAGGAGAGGGACGAGCUGAGCCGCCGUCUGGAAGAGAGGGACCUGGAGCGGGAGGCCCUGCGGCGGGGCAAAGGCGACCUGGAGGAACAGAAGAGGCUCUUGGACCGAGCGCUGGAGAAGAUGAACAAAGAGAUGGAGGUGGUGAUGGGCGACUCCCGUCAGUCGGUGGCCGCCCUGCAGACGCAGCUGGACGAGUGCAGGGAGCGCUCCAGGAAGGACUUGUUGGAGGCCCAACGCAACAACAAGGACAGGAUGGCCGAGCUGCAGAGGGCACAGAGCAACCUCAAGACUCAACAGGAGGAGGUGUCACGGCUGAAGAAGGAGCUGCUGGGCUGCAGCGAGGAGCGAGACAGCGCUCAGCUGGAGCGAGACCUCCUCGGCAACCGCCUCAAGCAUUUGGAGAGCGAGCUGGAGUCGCAGAAGGGAACGCAUACGGACCGCACCCGCGAGAUCAGGAGCCUGGAGGAUAAAAUCAAGACCCUGGAGAUCGAGCUGGACGAGGAGAGGAGCAGCGUGGAACUUUUGAAUGAUCGCAUCACACGCAGUAGAGAUCAGGUGGACCAGCUUCGCUCCGAGCUGAUGCAGGAGCGCUCGGCUCGACACGAUCUGGAGAUGGACAAGAGUGCUAUCGAGAGACAGGUGAAGGAGCUGAAGUCGCGCGUGGCCGACAUGGAGGGACAGACGCGACCCUCGGCCAGCAUCGCCGUGCUGGAAAGCAAAAUUCAGGAGCUGGAGGAGAGGCUGCACAGUGAAGAACGAGAGAAGAGCAGCAUCCAGGCCUCCCAGAGACGAACGGAGAGGAAGCUGAAGGAGGUCAACGCCACGCUGGACCAGGAGAGGAUCCAGCAUGUCGAACAAAAGGAUCAACUGACCCUGCGCGUGAAGGCUCUGAAGCGGCAGGCCGACGAGAGCGAGGGGGAGGUGGAGCGUCUGGAGGGCGUGCGCAGGAAGGUGCUGAGGGAUCUGGAGGAGCAGCAGGAGCUCCAGGAGGCGCUGCAGGCCAAAGUCACGGCACUGGAAUCAGAAAUCAAGCGCAAGGCGCAGCACUCCCAUCGCAGCACUUUGGCCACGCUGAGCUCCGAGGACGACGACGCUUUCUACGACAUCAACAUCGCCGCCAUCCUGAACGAGAGCCACCACCAAGGCUCCAACUGCUAAUAACGGACCAAGGGAAAAGGCUCAGGCUCACUGCUUUUAUUUUUAGUCGGGCAGCGCAGAGGUUGCCCGGGUAAUGAGGUAGCAUUCAGCUGCAACCACCUCACUUCUUUUUUUGUUUUUGUUUUGUGAGACUUUUCACAAAUGGUCCCGGUGCUGUUGCUGCAGUGUGUUAAUGCGUGACAUCUCUGUGUUAAAUUCCUGACAUUUUUCUCAUAAUGUCGGGACUUUUUUACUCAUGAAAUUACAACUUUUUUUUCUUGUGAAAUCCUGAUAUUUUCCUCGGAUUAUUCUCCAUUUCUCCCACAAAAAAAACGUAGAAAAUAUUUUUCUCUGAGUGCUAUUUUUUUCCCCUAAAAUUACGACUUAACUGUCACAAAAUUCUAUUCUCCUAAAAUUCUGGCUUUUUUUUCUCGCAAAUAUUUAAUUCUAAAAAAAUAUAUUUUUUCUCAAUCUUCAUUUUUUUUGCAAAUUUAUGACUUGUGAAAUUGUGAUUUGUCUCACAAAUUUAUCUUUUUCUUCAUAAAAUCGUGAUUUUUUUCUUGCAAAAUGUAACUUUAUUUUUUUUUAUUUUUUGUCUUUUUUUUUUUUUUUCUCUAAGAUUUUUCUUUGCCACUAAAUUCUAACUUUUCUCAUUGAAUUGAUAUUUUUUUUCCUAAAAUGACAGCUCUCCCCCACUAAAUUAUUUUUUUUAAUUUUUCAUUGCCACUUUUAUUUACAGAAAAUUCCUUCUUUUUCUCGUAACAAUUUCAACUUGAAGUUUCUUGUAGUAAUGCAACUUUUUUCUAACAAAAUGUUUUGCUUGCAAACAAUCUAUGACUAUGACUAUGACUGUUUGAACACAAUUGUUUUUAUUGUUAAAUGCAUGUUACGGUGUAUCUCCCAGUGUUUGUUUUUGUAUUGAAGGUGAUGUGAUGUUCUAUUUUAAUAUUUUAUUUUACAAUUUGAAUGUGACUGUACUGGGCCUUUUUAAUAAUCAUAGCCUACACUGUAUUUGCUAUGUACAUGAUUCAAGACAAUCACACACAUUGGCACUGUGAAUCUAAUUCUAUUUUUGACCCAAAUAUGAAAUGUGUGUUUUUACUGGAAUGCUUUAGAAGUGAUGGAGGUUGUCCUUGAAUGUUGUUUGCAUGCUGCUUCUGUGUUGCACACGCGUCUUUUUGUACAUGACAUUAUUUGAAGCAUUUUUCUUUCGGCCCUUUUGCGAAUGUUGUUUCGAAAGUAAAGAAAAAUUGUUUCAAAAAUGUGCAUUUGUGUGAUAAAGUGCUGCAAUUUUAGUAGCUAUUUGACAUAGAUUUUGACCAAUAAAAAGAACCCUACAUCA
Messenger RNA from Phyllopteryx taeniolatus (common seadragon), 4975 nucleotides. RefSeq names its product cingulin b (gene cgnb). Lineage: Eukaryota; Metazoa; Chordata; Actinopteri; Syngnathiformes; Syngnathidae. Gene Ontology annotation, cellular component: myosin complex. The record is from RefSeq and is a predicted model, not a curated record. The transcript is spliced from 21 exons. The coding region runs from base 232 to 3654 and encodes 1140 amino acids.